Molecule: messenger RNA, 1558 nt
Organism: Saccoglossus kowalevskii
Lineage: Eukaryota; Metazoa; Hemichordata; Enteropneusta; Harrimaniidae
Product: N-acetylglucosamine-6-sulfatase-like
Biological process (GO): glycosaminoglycan metabolic process
Molecular function (GO): glycosaminoglycan binding; N-acetylglucosamine-6-sulfatase activity
Source: RefSeq, a predicted model, not a curated record
CACAUCAGGCAUCAUGAACAUGUCGAGGCUCCUCGCUGUGUUGUUCCUAUUAUAUUGUAGUUGUUGUGCAACACCAAAAAAGCCUAACAUUGUAUUUAUUCUCACCGAUGACCAAGAUGUUGUACUCGGUGGCAUGACUCCAAUGACAAAAGUAAAGAAGUUAAUUGGUAGUGCAGGGAUAACUUUCACCAACAUGUUCACCACCAAUCCAUUAUGCUGUCCAAGCCGAUCCAGUAUACUUACUGGUAACUAUGUACACAACCAUGGAGCUCUCAAUAACUCCAUAUCUGGUAACUGCAGCAGUCCACUCUGGCAAAAUGGUGCGGAGAAAAGUGCGUUCAUCACUUAUGUAAAACAAAUGGGCUAUAACACCUUUUUUGCUGGUAAAUAUUUGAAUCAGUAUGGUGAUAAAGAUGCUGGUGGUGUUGAGCAUAUACCUCCCGGCUGGGAUUGGUGGAAUGGAUUAGUGCAUAACUCUGUGUAUUAUAAUUACAAGUUAUCAGUAAAUGGUACAGCUGAAACACAUGGCCAUGACUACAAAAAAGACUAUUUAACAGACUUAAUAAACAACAGGGCACAGGAUUUUCUGACAAUACAGCAUGAGAAUUCCAAGCCAUUCUUCAUGAUGUUAUCCACCCCUGCCUGCCAUGCACCUUUUGACUCGGCCCCUCAGUUCAUGAAGAACUACACUAAUAAACGAGCACCAAGGACUGCAAGUUACAACAAACACGGCAGUGAUAAACAUUGGUUGGUAAGACAUCAAGUUACACCCAUGAAAAAUGACUCUGUAGAAAACACUGAUGACAUAUUCAGAAAACGGUGGAGAACACUGUUGUCCGUAGAUGACAUGGUGGAGAAUGUGAUCAACACGCUGUCCAAAAAGAAAUUAUUGAACAACACAUACAUAAUAUACUCGUCUGACAAUGGAUACCAUUUAGGUCAGUUUUCCAUGCCACGUGACAAAAGGCAUCUAUACGAGUUUGAUAUCCGGGUUCCAUUGCUAAUAAGAGGUCCAGGAAUACCAGCAGGCAAAGUCAUCGAUGAACCAGUAUUAAAUAUUGACCUGGCUCCAACGUUUAUCGAACUUUCUGGUCAUGAAGUACCCUCUGAUGUUGAUGGUAUGUCUUUGAUUACAUUGUUGCAUAGCAACUUACCUGCUAGCAGUCGAUGGAGACAAGACUUUCUAGUUGAACAUAAUGGAGAACAUGCCCCUGAUGGCAAAUACCCGCCUUGUAAAAACACAGGUGGUCUGCAAGCAUGUUCUCCCAUAGACUGUUCAUGUGAAGAUGCUAUAAACAACACAUACAUAUGUCGUCGAACACUGAAUGAUACUGUAAAUAUGAUGUAUUGUGAGUUUAGUGACAGUGAGAGUUUUGUUGAAAUGUACAAUAUAUCCAAGGAUCCUGACCAGCUUGUCAAUAUCAUCCAUCAAGUGGAUCCCCAUAUCAUCGAAGAACAAAACGAGCGAUUGGAAAUGCUGAUGAUCUGCCAGGGAGCAUCGUGUCGGGAAGUUGGACCCAUUCCUAACUUCCAACCACUGCACUCAGAUGUAGAGUGA